Molecule: messenger RNA, 5642 nt
Organism: Mesocricetus auratus (golden hamster)
Lineage: Eukaryota; Metazoa; Chordata; Mammalia; Rodentia; Cricetidae
Gene: Usp36
Product: ubiquitin specific peptidase 36
Exons: 21
Coding region: 302-3634 (1110 amino acids)
Biological process (GO): regulation of apoptotic process; protein deubiquitination
Cellular component (GO): cytosol; nucleus
Molecular function (GO): cysteine-type deubiquitinase activity; cysteine-type endopeptidase activity
Source: RefSeq, a predicted model, not a curated record
GUCUGAGAGGCCUGUGGAGGUGGAGACAAGCUCCGGCGAGCGCCGGUGCUUCCGCGAGGCUUGGGGGCGAGAGAGGCCGGGAGGGGAGGCGCGCGCUCCCACCCGCGGGGGUUUGGGGCCUCCGGCGCAGGCUGACAGGUACCGGCGCCUACUCUGGACUCUACACUUGGCGGUGUUGGUAACUGGGCAGACCCGAGUCCCGGGGAGCACCUGCUGGGUCAGCGCUGCCCCUCCCCUGAGAACCUGAUUCCCUGCUGCUGAGAAAGGCAGCAGCCAGGCUCAGACAGCCCAGGAAUGCACCAUGCCCAUAGUCGAUAAGCUGAAGGAGGCCCUCAAGCCUGGCCGCAAGGACUCGGCAGAGGAUGGGGACCUGGGCAAGCUGCUGGCUGCCUCUGCCAAGAAGGUCCUGCUGCAGAGGAUUGAGUUUGAACCCGCCAGCAAGAGCUUCUCCUUCCAGCUGGAGUCCUUGAAGAGCAAAUAUGUGCUGUUGAACUCCAGGGCCGAGGGAACUGGUCACCACAAGGGCAGAGAUGAGCUGCAGGCCAGAAAAGCAGGCACCGAGCGUGUGUCUGGAAGUGGAGGUGAUGGAGUCCCUGCCCCACAGAAAGUGCUCUUCCCUGUGGAGAGACUGUCGCUAAGGUGGGAGCGCGUUUUCCGUGUCGGCGCAGGGCUACACAACCUGGGUAACACGUGCUUCCUGAACUCCACCAUCCAGUGCUUGACCUACACGCCGCCUCUGGCCAACUACCUGCUCUCCAAGGAGCACGCUCGGAGCUGUCACCAAGGAAGCUUCUGCAUGCUGUGUGUCAUGCAGAACCACAUGGUCCAGGCCUUUGCCAACAGUGGCAAUGCCAUCAAGCCUGUUUCCUUCAUCAGAGACCUGAAAAAGAUUGCCCGGCACUUCCGUUUCGGGAACCAAGAGGAUGCGCACGAAUUCCUGCGUUAUACCAUCGAUGCCAUGCAGAAGGCCUGCUUGAACGGCUAUGCUAAGUUGGAUCGGCAGACACAGGCCACUACCCUGGUGCAUCAGAUCUUUGGAGGCUAUCUCAGGUCCCGAGUGAAGUGCUCUGUGUGCAAGAGCGUCUCAGACACAUACGAUCCCUACUUGGACAUAGCCCUGGAGAUUCGGCAAGCUGCAAAUAUCGUGCGUGCGCUGGAACUUUUUGUGAAACCAGAUGUCCUGAGUGGAGAGAACGCCUAUAUGUGUGCUAAGUGUAAGAAGAAGGUUCCAGCCAGCAAGCGCUUCACCAUCCAUAGAACAUCCAAUGUCCUAACUCUGUCACUCAAGCGCUUUGCCAACUUCAGCGGGGGCAAGAUCACCAAGGAUGUUGGCUAUCCUGAGUUCCUGAACAUACGCCCAUACAUGUCGCAGAGCAGUGGUGACCCCGUCAUGUAUGGGCUCUAUGCUGUCCUGGUACACUCAGGCUACAGCUGCCACGCUGGGCACUACUACUGCUACGUGAAGGCUAGCAACGGACAGUGGUACCAGAUGAAUGACUCCUUGGUCCAUUCCAGCAACGUCAAGGUGGUUCUGAAUCAGCAGGCCUACGUGCUCUUCUACCUGCGAAUCCCAGGCUCUAAGAAAAGUCCUGAGGGCCCGGUCUGCAGGGUGGGUUCCACUCUUCCUAGCCGUCCCAGUGUCAUCCCAGAUCACCCCAAGAAGAGCCCUGGCAAUGGGGUGGUUUCCUCCCCGCUGAUGGCAAAGCGACAAGACUCUGUGAUGAUGAAGAAACUGCAGUCCCCUGAGGAGGUCGGUGUGCCUGUGUCCAGGAAUGGCUCCGUUCCAGGCCUGAAGUUACAGAAUGGUUGUGUUCCUGCAAAGUCACCUGCCGGCUCCCCUUCCCCAAGACUCACCCCAACACCCAUACACAUGCCCACCAUUCUGGAUGAGCCUGGAAAGAAGGUGAAGAAGCCAGCUCCCCCGCAGUCCCUCACUGCGUCCCCCACCACUUCUCAGGGCUCCCCUGGGACCAGCGAAUGCAGAAACCAGCGGCCUGGCUCCUGGGCAAGCAGGGAUACCAUCUUCUCUACCUCACCAAAGCUCCUGGCCAAAGCCUUUGCCAAUGGGCACAGGCUGAAGGGGGAAGGCAAUGGUGUGGACCUGGAGAAGGGGGCUUCGAGCGGCUCGAGCCCUGAGCACUCUGCCAGCAGUGACCCUGCCAAGGUGCCGCACAGCCCGGAGGGCAAAGCUGCACAUCUGUGUGAUUCUCAGGGAACAGACUGUCCCACCGCCGGCCAUUCCAAAGCGCUGCUGAAUGGAGUAGAUCCCAAGACAGCGAAGCUGAAGUCCCCUGCCCUGAGCAGCACCACCACCGAGCCCACAAGCCUCAUGUCUCCCCCACCAGCCAAAAAACUGGCCCUGUCGGCCAAGAAGGCCAGCACCCUACGGAGGGCGACCGGCAAUGACACCCGUUCACCUCCCCCCUCAGCACUCUCCGACCUCACCUACCCCAUGAAAGCCACCCACCCCGUCGUUGCCUCCACUGGGCCUGUCGGUCAAACCAGGGCUGUUACACCCGCUCCCCGACCAUCCACCCUCCUGAAGCAUUCCAUCCACCCCCACUCUGCAUCACUGUCCAGUAGUAGCGCCAAGCCCUUAGGGACAUCAGAGCCACAGAGCUGCCGCUCCUCUGCCUGGAUGCCCCUGCCUCAGGUCAAUGGGCACGUCGUGUCCCACUUACACCAGCUGCCAGAGGCCGCCGAGGCCCCGCACAGCCCCUCCAGGAAGAGGAAGAAGACCCCCAGCGGAGAUCCCCAGAGACUGGGCAUGGAUACACCCCUCCCACAGUGCCUCGGGGGAGCACCUGCAGCAGCAGCAGCAGCACGCAGGAAGAGGAGGAGGAGGAGGAGGAAGGAGUGUCUGGAGGAUGUGGCUUCCACGGCUCCCCAGCAGGAAGGCCCGUCUCAGGACCAGCCUUGGAGUCCCAGGGGCCAGAAGGAAGAGGGCGCACAUCCCCAGGUAAAUGGCCAUCAAGUGAGUCACGUCCUGGACAGUCAUCAUGUGAGCAUCAGGAAGAAGAGGAAGAGGAAGAGAUCAGAAGGACUUAGCCAGGAAGUCACCCUGUCCCAGAACCUUCUACAGCAUAGCUGCUCCCCUGCAGACCACUGUGAGCCUGAGGUCAGAACAGACUUGGAGAGGAAGAAGAAGAGGAGGAGGAGAAUGCACGAGCCGCAGCAGGAGGAAGGAGAGAACAAGCACCCAGAAGGCCAGGGGAGCCCGAGGCCCGGUGUCACCGCAGCCCCCGAGCUGAGAGUGAACGGCCAUCUUCCUAGUGACCGCCUGGGCCUGGGACAAGCGCCUCUUGUUGCCUGGAACAGAGAUCAAGAACCUGAUGUGGUCCAGGAGCUGCUCCGGGACUCGUCUGACAAGGCUUAUGGGAAAAAAGUUUUGACCUGGGACGGUGAGCCUUCCGCGGUCAGUCAGGAUGCCAUCAAAGACAGCCGUUCGGCCCGGACCCAGACUGUGCUUGAUGACUGGGAUGAAGAGUUCGAUCGAGGGAAGGAAAAGAAAAUUAAAAAGUUCAAGAAAGAAAAGAAGAGAAACUUCAAUGCCUUCCAGAAGCUCCAGAGUAGACGGAACUUCUGGUCUGUGACUCAUCCUGCUAAGGUCGCCAGCCUCAGCUAUCGCCGCUGAACUUGCCACGCUUGUCAGAGGAAGACCAGUGUGCCUGUGCGUCUGUGCCCCAGAGCUGUCCUCUCGGAUCUGAGGAGCGACCGUGUGCAGCCCCCAUGCACUGUGAACCUGCCAUGGCGAAGGCUCCUGGUGCCGCUUCACAGACGAUCCAGUGUAGACGCCCUGGGGCCUCAGCUCAGGGCCUCUGGUGGCAUUCAUAAUGAACCUCACAAGAGAAAGCCUGGCCUGUGGUGUCAUGCUGACAGUAACCUAGGCGACAUCCUCAUAGACCCUGGGGUCUAGUAGGAAAACCCCUCUGUUCCUGGUCGCGGUCUGUCGAGACAAGGGACUGGGACCAGCAUCUCCCAGCAUGCCCUUCACUCAGGAUGGCGGCAUGUUAGUGCCUCUUCUGGUGAGCCCUCCUCUGCUCUCCUGCUGGAGCUGUCUUGUGACCCUCUCCUCAGAGGCCUCUGUAUGACUGACUGUCAGCUGCAGUGAGGAGGACCCCCGGUGACUGCGUGGCCCCCCACCACCAAGUGCAUCUCCUCGAAAGGACUCCACACCCACCUUCUAGAAACCAGCAGCUGCAGACACAGGAGAGCCUUGAACUCCGUGCCUCUGCUUCUAAGGCUGUUGCCCCUGCCCAGGUGACUUUGACGAGCUUCUACUGCGUCUGCACUAACCUGCUGGUCUCUGUCAAGGUGGUGGUCUUUGGGGAUGAAUUCUCCGUUAUUUUACUACUUACGAUAAAACAUUUAUUUUUGACCAGGCCUGUGGCUUCCAGUAGCAAUAUGUUCCCCUGAUAUGCAAAUACUGGCUUCAUUUGCUCAAUUUUGUGAGUGCUUUGAAACUGAUAUGAUUGUACGACUCGCAGAGUCCUUUCCUGUCUUGCUCAAGAAGCCCCUUCGGACUUAGGAUUUAACAAACAAGACUCCUUAGUGAGGGUGGUAUUUCCAAGGGAAGACAGCACCCAGAAAUGGAAGGUACCAGAAGGUUCUUCCUCAUGAGGCGCGUCUCUUCUUUCCCAGAGUCCUAGGCUGCUCUGGGCUGGCCUCCUCAGUCUGGGCUUCUUGGAAGGGGAGGGGCUGCCUUGUUAAUUCCACGUGUGGCAUUUUACCCAGCUGCCCCACCAGGGCCUCAUUUGCUGCAGAUGUGGAAAAGAGUUUUGUUCUCCGUGUGGGGAGGUAAGGUCUUGUUUCCACGUGGGUGUUUGUGUCCCUCCCUUCGUUUCUAAAGGGAGGGAGCAGCAGCAGCUCCAUGGUGGGUCUGCUGACUGAGUCUUCCAGACGAAUGUGAUCAGUUGUGUGGGGGCCGGGCUCUGGAUGUCGUGUCCAGGAGUGGUGUGGGCUCCAUGUCUCGGAGGGAGGCAGGCACCUUCAAGGGCAGGGAUUGGUCUCACUGGAGGUCUUGUCAUUUGCUCCUGUAUCAGUUGCUUCCUGGCCGCAUUUGUCAUUUUCUAUGACGUUCUCUAGUUGUGUAGAAGCUGCCAGCACAGAAUUGACCUGUCCCCCGUGUCUCCUCUGCAUUGGUUCCUUCCUUUGUCUUCUAGAGUAUCCACUGCAGAAUCUCUUCCGCUGCCUCUUGGGUAGUCACGGUCCCCCCAGCCCCACCCCCACCCCCAACUGACAUACUGACUUCUGGCAGCGUGUCUUGCUGCCAGUGAAGGCAAGUCCUUUCCUUCCUUAGAAGUCAUUAGAAACGGGCUAGGGAUAGACUGGGGCCCGGAAAACCAUCAAAGGUCUAGGUGACAUGUACUGACAUGAAUAACUGAAACCUUUCUAAAAGUGGCCAUUUGGUUGGCCGAAUCACAUCAGUUUGAACUUUGUGCUUGGCAGUAGAUGUACAGAGGGCCACCUCCCUGGUGUUUCUGUUCUUGCUCACCUGCCUGCCGCUAGGGGGCUGUUCGCAUCCUACACCCUCGUGUGGCUGCAUCUGUGUGUACAGGGGUCCCCACACUCUCCAUUUCCUCUUCAGGAGCCCCCAGAUAUUGCCAAGAUCUUGGUGCAAUAAAGUAAUGCAGUUUUUGUGA